GUUAUUAAGGAAUUUUAUUUAUGCAACAACUAUGAUAAUGCAUAAAUUAAAUGUCAUCUUAAUUGGAAAUUGUGCAUAUUGAUAUUGGCUGCAGCUUUAAUCUUCUCUGCUUAACUUCUAUAUGCAAGAUACAUUUAAAAGAUAAAGUAAGUGACUAGUUACUUCUUUAUGUUUGUAUCUUUAUGUAAAGUAAUAAAUGUUGAGGAGACCUUUAAGUAUAAUGUGUUCACCUAUGGAAGUGUAUCAAGAGGAAAAAGUGACUAUACAAAAAAUGAUAGGAGUCCAUCUUUGUGGCUUUCUGUGCUCAAAGCUUUAUAAUAGUAUAUUUACUAUUAAACAUGAGUUAUUAUAGUUAGAAUUUUCAGUUCAUGUUUCACAUGCAUUAUUUGUCUUUAUGAUUUUAAUUGUAAUUUAAAACGUGAACAUUUUAGCUGCCCUCCAUCAUUCUCCCUGAGGAGUCGAGUUACGGUGACUUUGUAUCUUCUACAAGAGACGCACAAGAGCAAGUUAAAAAAACUGUCGAGGAAAAUAUGGCAAAGUCCCAAGACUUACAAAAGGAAGCCUAUGCCAGACGAGUCCAGAAGAAGUACAGAAACCUCGUGUACAAUGUUGGAGAUGAAGUUCUUCUCUUGAACAUGAGAAAACGUGGAAGGAAGGGAGGAAGGUUUGAUCCAGAUUUUUCAGGACCCUACACCAUUCAAGACAUCGCUGGCAAAUGUGUGAGAUUAAAAAACACGGAAGGAGCAACUUUAAAAAAUCACUACAGCAUUGACCAUAUCAAGCCGUACAGAAGAAGCCACCAUGUAAAUGUCAGUGACAAUGAAAGAUACCCAACUCACAGUCAGACAGUGAACAGCAGCACAGACCUGAAGAUGCCCCCCUGCCAUCCUCCUGCUAACCCUCAGUGCCAGCAAAGUCCAGAGGACACCAGACCCUCUGUUAUUCAUUAUGCACCCAAAACGGCUGAGAAAAGUUGUUGCUCCCACAAGCAGUUUAAUUCUGUUCCAGGACCAGAAACGCGUGAACAAGAACUUCCCUCCCAGAAACAAAGCUUAGAAAGUGAAGGUGGCAUAGUGAACAACUCUUUUUGACCCGUUGGUCAUUUGUUGCCAGUUUGGCGUUGCAACUUGAUUGACCGUUGCAUGACUUUGUUUGCAUUUUGCAGUCUUCAACUCAUAUUGGAUGUAAAGAAACAUGCAACGUGCACUGAGCUUGUGGAGGUCUGGAAAUGGAUCUGCCUUAAAGAGGCUAUGGGCUGCAAAGGAUACUGGGCGCUUGGAGUCAGUUGUUGGACCAUACAAGUUAUUUGAUUCCUCUUUUCGAACACUGCAGGGGUCACGGUGGCUUUCUGAUGAGGUCAUUGAUGCACACCUGCACCGUGUCAUUGAGAGACGAAAGAAUGCUGCACACCUGCUCUGUUCAGUAGUUGCAAGCUCGUUGUUUUCUGGGCAGUUCAGAUGCCUCACCAAGAUGAAGUUCCCAGUUGAAGACAUGUGGCUGUGCCCUGUGAACUUUGGUACACACUGGAUUCUUGUGAUUGUCAACAUUUCUGCACAGAAAAUACUGCUCACAGACCCCAUGGGCAAUGAAGGUGUUUAUGACAGGAAAAUUCUGCACAACUGGAGGAAUUUUCUGAGGAUGAGAGAAGACACCAUGGAGUGGCAGUUACACACUAUGCAACACAACAAGCAACAGGAUUCCAGCAGUUGCGGAGUUUUGCUGUUAAAGUUUGCAGAACAGUACCUUGCUUUUGGAGAGGUCAGUGAGGUGUUAACCACUACAGAAGCAGUUGUGCUGGAGCGAAUGCAGAUAGCUUGCACCCUACUUGAACAUCGAGGGAACGCUGAGGACUACUGCACUGUUUGCUCUAUGUUAGAUGCUGACGCUGACCGCAGCAUGAUUGAAAUGGUGCAGUGUCAAUCUUGCCAAAGAUGGGCACAUUUUGCAUGUGCGAAAUAUAAAGAGAGCAACCAAGAAUAUAAAUGCAAAAAUGUAAGGAAAACACAUAACUUCAAAUAAGUCUUUUCCCCUCCAUGUCUCUUUGUAUUCUUUGUCAACAUUAGAUGAUUGUGUGCUGGAGGCACGUUUUGAUAGUGCGAUUUGGCCAUCUGAACAUCCUGCCUAAAUAAAUCCAAGCAGGAAGCAUGUUCUGAAUGUCCUAGCGAAAUAAAUCCAAGUUUUUAAGUGUGAUUUGGCCAUCUGAACGUCCUGCCUAUAAAUAUGUACGAUGGAGCCAUUAACCAUGUAAGGCAGCAUAUUCUGAUAAGGUAGCACGGAUUGAUAGACAAGACCAUAAAUUUACGCUACGGUAGCGCUACGGUAGGAUGUUUUGUCAGAACACCGGCUCUUCUGUUCUCGAGCUUCAAAUACACACCAAGCAAACGACACGCUCACCUCUUUGUCACCAACAAAAGGAUCCUAAUGAGACUGAAGUGUGCCCUUUGAAGUGGCCAUUAACACCUCCAACAACAGAUCCUGUCCUAAAGACCAGGAUGACAGGAAACCCCAGAGCUCAAGCCAACCCCCACCACCCCCUCUAAUCUGACAGCUUGAUCCAAGUUUUCAGCUGUUAUUACUUUCAAAAUCACCAUCAGCUCAGGUCUGUCACACAGACACUGCUGAUGUGUCCAGAUGCUAAUAAACAUCUGUUUCCAUCAGUAAACACUGCCCUGUAUCAGAGUUCAUACAUCUGACUUGCCUUUUAGCUGGUUAGCAGCAACUGAGCUGAGCAAAGUAAGAGCGAGGGGAAGGUUUACGAUCUUAUUACCUGGGAGAACAAAGCAAAGCUUCUGCACUGGAAAGGCUGGUUAUCUGAACACAAACAUGUAUAAUCUGAAGGCGAUGGAUGGAGCUGCACAUGUUUAAAAUGCUGAUCCUGCUCUCGCAGCCUGCUGAACAUCUGGAUCACCGUCUGGCUGGAAGUGCAGGUCGUUACUGUGUGAGGACCCUGAGCCACCCGGCAGUUGUCCCGCUGAAUCACGUUACAGUACGAAAGCGGACAAAAGGUGAGAUAAGUGUGCUGCUUCCUCUCCCACAGCGACACCUCUCACCCUCCAUCAGGCAGCGAGCUGUUAAGUGUGCCCCUCACAGGCGCCAGAUACCUGAUUUGAAUCUGAACAGGUCACUUCACAAUCAAACGCCGUCGCCUCAAAGCAUGAGCACGACCACACCUGUGUGUGUGUGUGUGUGUGUG
This is a messenger RNA of Oreochromis niloticus (Nile tilapia), 3193 nucleotides long. RefSeq lists its product as uncharacterized. The coding region runs from base 1195 to 2019 and encodes 274 amino acids. Gene Ontology annotation, molecular function: deSUMOylase activity. Gene Ontology annotation, cellular component: nucleus. Gene Ontology annotation, biological process: proteolysis; protein desumoylation. The transcript is spliced from 10 exons. NCBI's taxonomy places the organism in Eukaryota, Metazoa, Chordata, Actinopteri, Cichliformes, Cichlidae. The record is from RefSeq and is a predicted model, not a curated record.